Messenger RNA from Eriocheir sinensis (Chinese mitten crab), 4265 nucleotides. RefSeq names its product isoleucine--tRNA ligase, cytoplasmic-like (gene IleRS). The record is from RefSeq and is a predicted model, not a curated record. The transcript is spliced from 15 exons. NCBI's taxonomy places the organism in Eukaryota, Metazoa, Arthropoda, Malacostraca, Decapoda, Varunidae. Gene Ontology annotation, molecular function: aminoacyl-tRNA deacylase activity; isoleucine-tRNA ligase activity; tRNA binding. Bases 223 to 4092 code for a protein of 1289 amino acids. Gene Ontology annotation, biological process: isoleucyl-tRNA aminoacylation.
UGCGUCAGCCGGGCCGCCGCAUCUUGCCAGGAGGUGAGGCGGGGCGCGACAGCCCUUAUCAGUGCCUCACCCGACCACCCUACCUCUCGGUCAGCGGGGCACCUCCUUGGCAGACUGGUUCAAGAGCCCAUCCAGCUGGUCGCGGGUUCGGUCCCUGUUGCCGGUAUAACACUUUCCGGUUUGUGAGUGAGAGCGGAGAAUCAGCACAGUACCCAGGGCAGGAUGGAGGAGCAGCUGCAGCCUGUGCCCGAGGUGGAUCAGAAGUCCUUCAACACCGAGGAGCACAAGAUCCUCGAGCUGUGGAAGAAGCUUGACGUCUUUCACACUUGUCUCAAGCAGAGCAAGGAUCGACCAAGGUUCACCUUCUACGAUGGUCCGCCCUUCGCCACGGGGCUGCCCCACUAUGGACACAUUCUGGCGGGCACCAUCAAGGACGUGGUGACUCGCUGGGCACACCAAAACGGCUACCACGUGGAGAGGCGGUUCGGAUGGGACACUCAUGGCCUGCCUGUGGAGUACGAGAUCGACAAGACCCACGGCAUCACUGGCCCGGAGGACGUGGCGGCGAUGGGCAUCAAGAAGUAUAAUGAGCUGUGUCGAGGCAUCGUCAGCCGCUAUGCCGACGAGUGGGAGCAGAUUGUCAACAGGCUCGGCCGCUGGAUUGACUUCCGCAACGACUACAAGACUCUCUAUCCUUGGUUCAUGGAGAGUGUGUGGUGGGUGUUCGCGCAGCUGUUCCAGAAGGGCCUAGUGUACCGUGGCUUCAAGGUCAUGCCGUUCUCGACUGCCUGUUCUACGCCGCUGUCCAACUUUGAGGCCGGGCAGAAUUAUAAGGAUACUCAGGACCCCUCUGUGGUUGUGAGCUUCCCGGUGGUGGGGCAAGAGGGUGUGGUGCUAGUGGCCUGGACAACCACCCCCUGGACUCUGCCUUCCAACAUGGCACUGUGCGUCAACCCCGAGCUGGACUAUGUGAAGAUACAGGGAAAGAUUGAGAGCCGUUCAGGGACGUACAUCCUGAUGGAGGCGCGGAUCAAGCAGCUGUUCAAGGAGGAGGACGACUAUGAGGUGCUGGCCAAGUUCAAGGGGCGGGAGCUGGAGGGGACGCAGUACACACCUCUAUUUGACUACUUCAAGCAUAGAGCUUCACGCGGCGCCUUCAAGGUUCUCUGCGAUGGUUACGUCAGCGCUGAGUCCGGUACCGGCGUGGUCCACCAGGCACCUUACUUUGGAGAGGACGAUUUCCGAGUCUGCCUUUCCUACGGCCUCAUAGAUAGGGACGACGAGGACCCCAUCUGCCCCGUGGACGACGCAGGGCGCUUCAUGCCAGCAGUUCGGGACUUCCAGGGACGGCAUGUCAAAGAAGCGGACCCGGCGAUCAUCAAGGAGCUGCAGUCUCGGGGUCGGUUGGUCGUGGCGGAAACAGUCAACCACAGCUACCCGUUCUGCUGGAGGUCUGACACGCCGCUCAUCUACCGUGCCGUUCCGUCCUGGUUCAUCCGGGUGGAGCAGAUGCAGGACCGGCUGCUGGAGGCUAAUGAGAAGACCUACUGGGUGCCCGGAUUUGUUAAGGAUAAGAGGUUUGCCAACUGGCUGAGGGACGCGCGGGACUGGGCCGUGAGUCGCAAGAGGUACUGGGGCACCCCGAUACCCCUGUGGACUUCUGAGGACUUCUCGGAGGUGGUGUGUAUCAGCAGUAUCGAGGAGCUGGAAAGACUUACAGGGGAGAAGGUGACGGAUCUCCACCGUGACAGCAUUGACCACCUCACCAUCCCCUCUGCUCGUCCUGGCCAGCCCCCUCUCAAGCGCGUCAUGGAGGUGUUCGACUGCUGGUUUGAGUCUGGCUCCAUGCCCUACGCCCAGGUUCACUACCCAUUCGAGCGACGUCGCGAGUUCGAGGACUGCUUCCCAGCGGACUUCAUCGCGGAGGGCAUCGACCAGACUCGCGGAUGGUUCUACACCCUCCUGGUCCUCUCCACGGCCCUCUUCGGCAAGCCCCCUUUCAAGAACCUCAUCGUGAACGGGCUGGUGCUGGCCGAGGAUGGGCAGAAGAUGAGCAAGCGGAAGAAGAACUACCCUGACCCAAUGGAGGUGGUCGACGAGUAUGGGGCUGAUGCACUGAGGCUGUAUCUUACUAAUAGCCCAGCCGUACGUGGCGAGAACCUGCGCUUCAAGAAGAGUGAGGUGCUGGCGCUCAUGAAGGAGGUCUUUGUGCCUUGGCUCAACGCAUAUCGGUUCUUUGUACAGCAGGUCCAUAGGUACGAGAAGGAGGAGGGUGAGCGCUUCCUCUUCAAGGGCGACGCUUCCAUGGGGCUCUCGGCCAACGUGAUGGACCGGUGGAUCCUCUCCUUCACCCAGUCCUUGCUUGGGGCUGUCCACAAGGAGAUGGCCGCGUACCGCCUCUACAACGUGACUCCUCGGCUCGUCAAGUUCGUGGACAACCUCACCAACUGGUACGUGAGGUUCAACAGGAGGCGACUGAAGGGUGACGGAGGGAAGGAAGACUGUCUUCGUGCCCUGGAUACCCUCUGUGCCGUGCUCCUGUGCAUGGUGCGGGUGAUGGCGCCCUUCACGCCCUUCAUCACGGAGACCAUGUACCAGAACCUGAGGAGGGUGGUGCAGCCGGGAGCCCUGGGGGAGGGCGACACAGCUUCAGUCCACUACCUCAGUGUGCCACAGCCAAUCGCAUCACUGGUUAGCCCUGAAGUGGAGGCCAGCGUGACCUUGCUACAGAGUGUGGUUGAGCUCGGGCGUUACCUCCGAGACCGCCACAACCUGCCGCUGAAGUACCCACUGCGGGAGGUGGUGGUGGUGGUACAGGGUGGGGAGGGGGCGCUGCACUCCCUCCGCACCCUAGAGGACUACAUCAAGGAGGAGCUCAAUGUGCGGACCCUCACGACGUCGACCGAUCGUUCCCGCUACGGCGUUACGCUCACUGCCGAUGUUAACUUCCGUAAUCUCGGCGCGAGGCUCAAGGGUGAUGUGAAGGCUGUCCAGCGUGUCGUGUGUGGGAUGUCCGAUAUCGAGGUGCAGGGUAUGCUCGAACGUGGCACCCUAGACAUCCUUGGCCACACGCUACUGCCCGAGGAUGUGGUUGUCAAGUACGGGUUUGGUGGUACUGGCGGGUGCUACGAGGCCCAUGCAGAUUCCAGCGCCUUAGUCCUCCUCGAUACAACCCCCUCGGAGGAGCUUCAAGCGGAGGGUCUCGCCAGGGAGGUCGUGAACCGCAUUCAGCGACUACGGAAGAAGGCCAGACUGGUGCCCACGGAUGAGGUCACAGUGUGGCUGGCGGUUAGUGACACGACCUCACAGCUGGCACAGAUCGUGACCUCACACACGCAGUUCAUCGAGGCCACGUCCCGCACCCCAUGCAAGGUCGCUGGCGUGGGGGCUGUCAAAGGGGAGGUCGUCAUCCAGGAAAAGUGCCCCGUUAAGGAUUGUGACCUCGUUCUGACCUUAACUCGUGGUAUUCCGGGCAGCACCACAGCGACCGCACCUUCUAAACCCACCACACCUGCGUCUACGAGUGCCACAGCUGCGGGGGGUGCCAAGAGCGGACCGGCAUGCCCCUGGGUCAACGUGGUCUUGGAUGGCACUCCACGUCGAGGUGCUGGAAGCUGCAGUGCCACGUUGCUACUUGAGAACCCAGUCGGGCGCCCUGUGGUAGCCUCCGUCGCCGAGCUGCUGGAGGAGGCAAGGGCUCUGUUUGGGUUCCCCGCUGGCCAGGCUCGGCUACAUGUUGAACGCCAGCCACUCCGCCCUGAUGCCCCGGCUGCCCCGCUGUCCGGCAAGACCUUAGUUAUCACAUAUGGGAAGGAAAAAGUGCCAGCUGCAACCUCUGCCCUCAGGCCCUAUAGCAGGUACAUCAACGUGGAGCACGGGGGCAGCACCAACGGCCUAAGGGGCUGCGUGGUGCUGGAAAAUCCUUGUGGGGGCGGCGUACUACCACAGCACACCCUCGCUGCCGUCCUGCAGAAGAUCUUUGGCCUCCCACCCAGCACCAGCCCGCCCAAACUCUUUUCUGACCAAGCCAAGACUUCCCCUAUCAAAUUUGAGGCUCUGGUCGGGCUGAGUGGAAAGACCGUAUAUGUUUGAUCAAGUUUAGGGCUGUUAGGCUUUAGGGCUUAAAAUUUGAGGGUCUAAGUAGAAUUGGGGGACUUACCGAGACUUUCCCUGUCAGUUUUAAGGCUUUGACAGGGCUGAGAGGAAAGACCAUCUUUGUUUGAUCACAUUAUGGACUGAUAAGUGAUCAGGGUCAGGCUUUAGAA